AUGCCUCACAACUCCAUUAGAUCCGCAGUCCCCCCGGAUUACUGUCUUUCAGGCCAUGGUGGGCUGAACCAGCUGGGAGGGGCCUUUGUGAAUGGCAGACCCCUGCCUGAAGUGGUGCGUCAGCGCAUCGUGGACCUAGCCCACCAGGGCGUGAGGCCUUGCGACAUCUCCCGCCAGCUCCGUGUCAGCCAUGGCUGUGUCAGCAAGAUCCUUGGCAGGUACUACGAGACUGGCAGCAUCAGGCCUGGAGUGAUAGGGGGCUCAAAGCCUAAGGUGGCCACCCCCAAGGUGGUGGAGAAGAUCGGGGACUACAAGCGGCAGAACCCAACCAUGUUCGCCUGGGAGAUCCGAGACCGGCUCCUGGCUGAGGGUGUCUGUGACAACGACACUGUGCCCAGUGUCAGCUCCAUUAACAGAAUCAUCCGGACUAAAGUGCAGCAGCCAUUCAACCUUCCCAUGGACAGCUGCGUGGCCACCAAGUCCCUGAGCCCAGGACACACGCUGAUCCCCAGCUCAGCUGUGACGCCCCCAGAAUCUCCGCAGUCGGACUCUCUGGGUUCUACUUACUCCAUCAAUGGGCUCCUGGGGAUCGCCCAGCCUGGCAGCGACAGCAAGAGGAAGAUGGAUGACAGUGACCAGGACAGCUGCCGGCUGAGCAUUGACUCCCAGAGCAGCAGCAGCGGGCCCCGCAAACACCUCCGCACGGACACCUUCAGCCAGCACCACCUCGAGUCGCUUGAAUGCCCCUUUGAUCGGCAGCACUACCCGGAGGCCUACGCCUCCCCCAGCCACACCAAAGGCGAGCAGGGUCUUUACCCGCUGCCCUUGCUCAACAGCGCCCUGGACGACGGGAAGGCCACCCUGACCCCCUCCAAUACACCCUUGGGGCGCAACCUCUCGACUCAUCAGACCUACCCCGUGGUGGCAGAUCCUCAUUCACCCUUCGCCAUAAAGCAGGAAACCCCCGAGGUGUCCAGUUCUAGCUCCACCCCUUCCUCUUUAUCUAGCUCCGUCUUUUUGGAUCUGCAGCAAGUCGGCUCCGGGGUCCCAGCCGGUGCCUCGGUCCCGCCCUUCAAUGCCUUUCCCCAUGCUGCCUCCGUGUACGGGCAGUUCACGGGCCAGGCCCUCCUCUCAGGGCGAGAGAUGGUGGGCCCCACGCUGCCUGGAUACCCACCCCACAUCCCCACCAGUGGACAGGGCAGCUAUGCCUCUUCUGCCAUCGCAGGCAUGGUGGCAGGAAGCGAAUACUCUGGCAACGCCUACGGCCACACCCCCUACUCCUCCUACAGCGAGGCCUGGCGCUUCCCCAACUCCAGCUUACUGAGUUCCCCAUAUUAUUACAGUUCCACAUCAAGGCCGAGCGCGCCGCCCACCACCGCCACGGCCUUUGACCAUCUGUAG
Molecule: messenger RNA, 1401 nt
Organism: Rangifer tarandus platyrhynchus (Svalbard reindeer)
Lineage: Eukaryota; Metazoa; Chordata; Mammalia; Artiodactyla; Cervidae
Source: the annotation of a GenBank genome assembly